GGGCAACCCUCUUACUUCAAAAUUUUAAUAAUUUAUAAAAUUUAUAAAAAAAAUCCUCUCAAAAUUGGCAUCACAACAAUUUAAAAAAAAUUGCUAGAAAAAUUAUGCGCAAAUCUUAUUCUCUAGAUAACCAAAUAUUUGUUGAUAAAUUCAAAAAAACUAAUUGUUACAGCGAGCUCACCUCUCGCAUACUCUCAGCGUCCAGAGGCGAAUACUAUGGACCGGCCGAGGGGCAAUAUACAAGUCAUUGGCACUAUCAACCUAAGGAAAAAUGCAAAUGUAUUAACAAAGAACUAUGUGAGGCCAUAAGCAAAGAUUUGUAUGUGGCCGCCUCUAAAUCGAGUUGCUACAUUCAAGAUCAUGCCACGGCCUGGUUCAAUCAACAGCAACAAAUGAAAAAGCUAAAACAGACCCUUGACUCUAUGUCAACAAAGCAGCUGAAAGAUUUUCAAUGUCAAUAUCAUGGAAAAUUUCCAUUUCAAUCACCACCGGCAGGAUGUUUGGACUUGAAAAAGCCCAUACGUUCAGUACCCUGUGUUCCAUUUAAGAUAAGCAAUGCCAAACAAAUAUCCCCAGAAUUUUUGCAACUUCUAAGGCAACAUGAUGCGCGUCAAAGGGAGAGAAGUAUUCUAUAUUGUCUGCCUAAGGAAUAUACCGCAAGAAGGCUGACAUCUAAGCAUAGAAUACGCGAUGGUGACAAUGCUCCAGCCAAUGAGAAAAGAAAAACAAACAAAGAAUGCCUGGAAAGGCAGGAAAAAUCGUCUCUAGUGGAGAGGUUUAAGAUAUUUUGCCCGCAGCCAAGCUAGAAUGAUUAAACAUGAAAACAGGCAAACUUCUGAACAAUGCAGUCAGGACACAUAUCCCUUCAUCUACCAACAACAAGAAGUAAAAUCAACAAAGGCAAAAUCUUCUAUGGAAUUAAAAAAACCCAAAGAGCUUGGCUUUCUGCGGCAAGGAAACACACAUGUUGCUUUCAAUAAUGUGAGAAGUGC
This is a messenger RNA of Stomoxys calcitrans (stable fly), 992 nucleotides long. RefSeq lists its product as uncharacterized. The coding region runs from base 105 to 806 and encodes 233 amino acids. The record is from RefSeq and is a predicted model, not a curated record. The transcript has 2 exons. Lineage: Eukaryota; Metazoa; Arthropoda; Insecta; Diptera; Muscidae.